Molecule: messenger RNA, 3859 nt
Organism: Drosophila bipectinata
Lineage: Eukaryota; Metazoa; Arthropoda; Insecta; Diptera; Drosophilidae
Cellular component (GO): cytoplasm
Molecular function (GO): glycosyltransferase activity
Source: RefSeq, a predicted model, not a curated record
CAGCUGUGCCGCAUUGUUUUCCUGCUGUUGCCGAAGCAAAUAAAAUUUGUUCAAGUGCCGCACCAAUGCCAAAAAUUUACAAGUCUAAAUAAAAUUAUUCUAAAAACACAACUCUAAGGUUGUUAUUUUCAAAAAAAGUGAAGCAAUAAAUGAUCGGGAAAGCCCAAUGAAAUUUGAAGUCGUCGGGAAAACUUGUGCUUGUGUCCAAAAGGUGAUUACAUUGAAAAGAGCACAAGUACCAAGUGAAAAUAAUUGAAAAUGCAUCGCUUGAAGUUGGAAUUGAGUCAACGGACAUGUAAUCUGGAAGAUAAUCAUUUAACAUAUCAGCUUUCCACGAUAUAAUCCAGUCAAAACUUUGCACAGAUUUUAUUGAUUUUUCCUCAAUAAUUGGCCAGCAAGAAAAAGUGUCCUGCGAGAGAGAUAGUACUCUCUCCUGCGCUCUUUCGAGUUGUUUUAUCACAAAUCACAGCUCUCUCUCUCCUUUUACUCCUUGUUUUGCUAAGCUCAUUCGCAAAUAAACAAAUCACUUCCAAAAAAAUCAUAAAAAAUGUAAAUAAAUAAAAUAAAAUCAUUAAAAAAUUUGUUGCAUAAAAAUAAAAACAACAAAAAUAAUCAAAGGAUAUCGUGUCAUCUUGAGUCCAGAAACUAAUAUUGAGAUACCUGCACCCCCUCCCCAAAAAAAAUGCCAUAUAGCCGGAGCCCCCCUCGAAAUAAACAGCAAUCCACGGGGGGCUCCGCCGGCUCCAUCGGCUCAGUCUCCUCCCUGAACUCCGCCAGCUCCUCCAGCCAUUUGCUGGGGCACUACCAGUCAGCCUACGGGCAGCAGGGGCACUCCCACGCCUGUUACCAGCACCACUUGCAACAUCAGCAGCAUCAACAUCACCACCAACCGGCACACCACCACGGAGGACGCACUACGCUCACUCCGACCAUGAAGCGCGGCAAGAAACAGUGGGGCACCCGGGAGAGAUCCGGAAUGAGCUUCCUGAUAGUCAUCACCUUCUUUGCCGUGUUCGGGUUGAUUAUCCUGACCGAGGUCUUUAUGAUCGACGAGCGAACCCACAGCGGCAUGCUGUCCAUGCGGGCGGGCGGCGGAGGCGGCAGUCUGGCCGGACGGAUGGGCGACUCGAUGCCGGAUUAUGAUAAUGUGAAGGAAGAUUAUGAUCUAUUGGAUGCCAGCAUUUUGAGUGAUAAUAAAUUAGGUUUUAUACAGCUCCGUGACAAUAAACUAAAAAUUCAAGAAGCCGCAGGCGCCGAUGGUCAGCGCUUGGCGGGGAUGCUGCUCAAUGGAGGAGGCGGCGCGGGAGGAGGCGGAGCGGCGGCGGGGCCGUUUGGUGUGAAUGUACCGCUAAUACCCUGGGGCCAGGUGCUGCCCGGCAAGGUGGAGGAGACGCUGCCACACUUCCCAUUUGGCACUCGGCCCACAGACGGUGCCUGGCAGGUUGUCAACGGCACCAGGUUCAAGUUUUUUGUCUACUCCGCCUACUUUGAUCGGCGGGAGGGAGCACGCCUGGUGCGAGUGGUGGGCGCCACCAAGACCAGGGGUCCGGAGCGGGUGUGGUGCCGGUUCUGGUAUGGUCCGGCUCCGUCCAACGCCACCGAGACGGGCUCCUCAGCACGUGCCAAAUACAGUUCUGCUACAGUCAUGGCCCGCGUGAAGAUCAUACGUGAGAACUGGAACCUUAAGUACAGCGCCUGCUUCAUCCUGUGCCCGGUUCGUACCCCGCCCCUGGCUGUGCCCCAGUACGUCAGUGUGGUCUCGCGUCUUCGGGCGCCGCCGGGAAACCUCCUCACGUUGCGCAACACAGACCAGGACCCGGACUUUGCCCCCCGGAAUGCGAGUAAUCCAAAAGUUCCCCCCUCGGCCCGGUCGAUUCCCAGUGGCGAGAAUAUUCCCGACCGCAUUGCCGUCUGCGUAAAGCCCUUCCACUUCAACUAUGACCAGGCACUGUAUCUAAUGGAGUACCUGGAGUUCUACGCUUUGCUGGGCGUCUCUCACUUCACGUUUUAUAACCACACCCUGGGUCCCCAUGCCUCCUGUGUGUUGGAGAGCUACCAGAAGGGCCUGGUGCCUGGCUCCCUGACGGCCUUUGAUCUGGAGCCCCUGCUUCCGGCAGAGGCGGCAAUCAAUGCUACACCUCGCAUCCUCCAGUCGGCACAUUACCAACGCCCCACUGUUAGUAUCCUGCCGUGGAACCUUCGGAUGCGCAGCCAGAAGGAGAUUCGCACCGAAGGACUCUUUGCGGCCCUCAACGACUGCCUCUACCGGACCAUGUAUCGCUACAAGUAUCUGGCCCUGGUCGAUCUGGAUGAGUUUAUUGUUCCACGGUACACGGACACCCUUAACGACCUUAUCGGCUCCCUGAAUCAGCGCUUCAGGAACCGCAAUACUGGAGCCUACUCCUUCCAGAAUGCCUUCUACUAUCUCCAGUUUGCGGACGACCCGCUGGCCAGUUCCGGAAUACAAGGCGGCGGCGACCAGUUGGCCAGUGUUCGUGCAUCCCUGGUGACCCAGAGGAAAACCCGAAGGCGUUAUAAGUUACAUCCCCAGAAGCAGAGAUCCAAGUACAUUUGCAAACCGGAGGCAGUGGUCGAGGCGGGAAAUCACUUUGUUUGGGAAUUCGCUCCUGGAAAGGGAUCUCUGAAUGUUCCCCCCAAGGAGGCCAUAUUGCAGCACUAUCGAGUGUGUGAAUUCGGAGGCAACGACUGCAUUAAGGCGCCCUCGAUUGUGGAUCGCACGACUACGAAGUAUGUGAACCGCCUGGUCCAGCGGGUGGAUGCCGUGUAUCGGCAUCUUCGCCAGCGUUGUGACCUGCCGUCUCUGCCACCGCUGCCCAAGCCACAGAAGGCACCCGAGGAACCGCCUCAGAAGUCACCCGAGGUGCAGCCUCAGAAGUCCGCCGAGGGGCAGCCACAAAAAUCCCCGGAGGGGCAGGUACAGGAUCAGCCCAAAAAGGAAAACCUAAAGCCAACAACGAUAAAAACUGAUAUGAAGGAAGGAUUGAAGCCAGAAGACCCUGUGAAAGCCACAAAAGCAACUACUGCGACGACAACGACGACAACCAAGGCAACAACGAAGGAGGAGAAAUCGAAUCCAAACACAACGACAAAGCCGAUGGCGAAUCCCAAGCAAUCCCAGCCAUCGGCCAAUGUCCGGAAGAAACGGAAGCUGAUCGUCUUCGAGAUCAACGACUUUGGAGUGCCCGUGGCCCGGGUUGAGUAUCAAUGAGUGUGGGACAUGGUUGGCAAUAUUUAGUUUACCAAUUAGUUUGGUAAAAAUGUUUAGGUUGUGCGAUUUAAUUUGUCCAUUGCCCCGAUGCUCAAAAACUAUUUCAAAAUAUAUGAAUAUUUGCUCAUUUUUAAGUUUUACCAACAAGGGCCAUACUGCACUGAAAACAAAAUACAAGAAAAGCCAAAGCAAUAGAAUAAGAAACUAGCAAAGCAACAUUUUAGCAACGAUAUCCCCGAAAGUGGAGCAAUUGAUACCAUCUGUGUUAUUCGUUAUUGCCAACAGUAUUAAUUAUUUAAGCACAUCCUUAAAUUUCUUUAGCGUUGUGAGCUUCAUUUGGAGACUAUAUUUUGAAUGUUUUCGGUGGUCGUAAUGCAAAAUUAUUCCUAUACUAAAUUCAAAAUAUUCCUAAAAAUCAAAACACGCAUCUAUAUAUGUAUGUAUAUUUAUAUAUAUAAGAUAAGCCAUUGUUUCGUGUUGUAGUCUAAGCAAUUAAAACUGAAAAGGCAGCAAUAAAAAUUACACAGAAUAAUUAAGAUGCCACAUUUUCCCGGUGAACUGUUAGUUUUAAAACGCUUUCGAUCGCAAAUCAUUGCCUCUUAGUUUGGGAAAAAUAGGUCCUCCGAGCUA